Molecule: messenger RNA, 1613 nt
Organism: Coregonus sp. 'balchen'
Lineage: Eukaryota; Metazoa; Chordata; Actinopteri; Salmoniformes; Salmonidae
Source: the annotation of a GenBank genome assembly
AUGAAGUGCUUAGCUCUGUCCAGAGAGAGUCCCCAACAGAAGAGUGUCUGGUCUGCCGCUGUUCACACCUAUCACAGCAUCCAAAACAAAUUGAAUAAUUAUUUCAGUAAGCUGCAGAUUUGACCUCACCACAAAUUCUUUGUGUAAGGAGACAGUUCCUCUUCCAUGGUUGGACAUGAACUAGAGUUAGCCUCAGUUGCCAGAGUCCGCUAAUGAAGUUACUCUAUGAGGGGCCUAAGUGAGAGCUCUAAACUUCUUUGGGCACAAACUGAAAACAAGCUCCUUCUGGCAACUUGCACCAAAUAAGUUAUUCUCACUGCUUCUGGUUUUGUACAACACUGAGGUGUCAGAUGUUGACCAUCCCUCCACUGUUGGAGAAAAAUAGUCAGACGUCUCUAUUGAGAGAAAACAAUUUUAGAAGGUAGAGAGAUUUGGGGAUAUCUCCCAUUCUAGGGCCCCCAGUUUGUGAGUUCCCCUCUCAAAUUGAGGACAUCAUCGACAGUAAGGCCACAGCCUCUUCGACCAGUCUGUCUGAUUGCAUGAAAAAAACUAAAGUGAGGAAUUCAAGAGAAACGCCACUCAAGCAGUGAGUGAGUUCCUAGUUAAUAAGUCCACCAGUAGCUUAACUAGUGCACAGCCUGUUUAUUUUGUAGAGGCAUCCAUCUCUGGUUCCAUUCAAAACCUGUGCACCUUGUCAAAUGAUAUUUUUGCUGACCAGCUAGGUUUCCAUUCAAUUGGCGAUUAGAUUUUCAUGGAAAUAUUCUAAAAUCUGCAUAAAAACAAUAUGCGCAUUUUCCCACCAGAGAUGUUUCCAUCCAAUUGAAUUGUUGCGGAUAAAAGGCUGUCUGUGAUGACAUAGUGCACAUAUAAAGAACUUCUGCAGUUAAAGUUCUGGACAAAAUUAUUUUUAUUUGUCAAACCGCAGCCAAGCAUCGAUCAUCAUGUCACCAGAAGAAGACCCUAGAUAUUUAUUGGAAAGGAGCAUCAAGCUCAUUAUCAUGCACUUUCACCACCCUGUGAAGUUCAUCAUAACCUAUUUCAUCUGUAGCCUAAUAAACUGCAUGCUUUCCCGAUGGUGGGAGGACCACACAACACAUCAUCGCGUGACUCACAAGUUUACUUCGAUAUGAUGGUUAUUACUGUAUAUCAAUAUUUGCGCAUAAAGGCGUUUCCACCGCCAUUUCUCGCAUAAUACAUUUUACAGACACAAAAAGAUCCCACCUUGUCUAGCGUAUUUGGUUUUGUCAACAUUUGGAAAGUUUACAAACAAAUUUGCUGUUUCCAUCAGGCCUAUCGUGACAUUUUUUUUAUCCGACAUGCACUUUACUCACAUAAAAAGGUUGGAUGGAAACCUGGUUAGUGACACACUUGUGGAAGCCCUGCAAAACAUGGCACAACCCUCAGAGGUAUAGUUGAAAGACCCUGACCUUUUGGAAAAAGCACAAAAGCUAGAGGGCAGGAUUGGGUCUGCUACCACUAGUUUAUAUAACAGCAUCAAGAAGACAAAGGACUUCACCAUUCACCAGAAGAGGUCAGACAUGCAUAGCAGAAUGUCCAGUCAUUCACCCACAGAGGACUCGAAGGUCUUGGGACUGAGGAGUACCUUUGUUUGA